GUGCGUCCUGCGAUUGGUGGGGGACAGGGAAAGGUACCCAGCGUUGGCGCGCCGUGGGCGGGUGGCAGGCCUGUUUAUAACCCAGAUCUCUCCCUGUGGGCGGGAACAGCAACAGUAGAGAGUGAAAGUGACGCGGAAUGAGAGUGAGGGAGACGGUGGAGGAGACGAGGCUGUGGCGGCGGCUGUGGUUGACCAGGGCUCGCAGAGGGGGCGAGGCGGCCGCCCCUGUAUGCGUCUUCAACCGCGCAUGGACGACCACCUCAGCCUCCUGCAAUCACCCCCGCCGAGCGCGACCAAAACACGGGGCGACAAUCUGGUGAACCACGGAUACACCGAGACAGAGGCCGACGUGAUGACCGUGGUGGCGUGUGACAACAUGCUGGAAGAGUCAUCGGCUCUCCCAGGCCAUCACUCUCUGGACCGAUAUGAACCCGAUCAUGAAUGUUGCGAGAGGGUGGUCAUCAACAUCUCAGGGUUACGCUUCGAGACGCAACUCAAAACUCUCUCCCAGUUUCCAGAGACGCUGCUGGGUGACCCCAAGAAGAGGAUGAGGUACUUUGAUCCUCUCCGGAACGAGUACUUUUUCGACAGGAACCGACCCAGCUUUGAUGCAAUCCUUUAUUACUACCAGUCCGGGGGGCGCAUCAGAAGACCCGUAAAUGUCCCCAUUGAUAUUUUCUCGGAGGAGAUCCGCUUUUAUGAGUUGGGUGAGGAAGCUAUGGAGAAGUUCAGGGAGGAUGAGGGCUUCAUAAAAGAAGAGGAGCGGCCGCUGCCAGAGAAUGAAUUUCAGAGACAGGUGUGGCUGCUUUUUGAAUACCCGGAGAGCUCGGGUCCUGCGCGGGGCAUCGCGAUAGUGUCCGUCCUGGUCAUUCUCAUCUCCAUUGUCAUUUUCUGUUUAGAGACAUUGCCGGAGUUCAGGGACGACAACAGGGAUCAGAUCACAAUUGCACCUGUGAUAAAUGGCACGCUCCCUUAUUUCAUCAGCCCCUUCUCAGACCCGUUCUUUGUGGUGGAGACGUUGUGUAUCAUUUGGUUCUCCUUCGAGCUCCUGGUGCGCUUCUUCGCGUGCCCAAGCAAAGCCACAUUCUCCAAAAACAUUAUGAACAUUAUUGACAUCGUGGCCAUCAUCCCUUACUUCAUAACACUUGGCACAGAGCUGGCAGAAAGGCAGGGGAACGGACAGCAGGCCAUGUCUUUAGCCAUACUGCGCGUAAUUCGGCUCGUUCGGGUGUUUCGUAUUUUCAAACUUUCACGCCACUCGAAGGGGCUGCAGAUUUUAGGACAGACUCUGAAGGCCAGCAUGCGAGAGCUAGGUCUGCUCAUCUUUUUUCUGUUCAUCGGCGUUAUCCUCUUCUCCAGCGCUGUCUACUUUGCUGAAGCAGACGACCCAGAUUCGGGGUUCAGCAGCAUUCCGGAUGCAUUCUGGUGGGCUGUGGUAACCAUGACAACAGUGGGCUACGGAGACAUGCACCCCGUGACAAUAGGGGGGAAGAUUGUGGGGUCACUGUGCGCCAUCGCUGGUGUGCUAACCAUCGCUUUACCUGUGCCUGUCAUCGUCUCCAACUUCAACUACUUCUACCACAGAGAGACAGAGGGCGAGGAGCAGGCACAAUACCUGCACGUGGGCAGCUGUCAGCCUCUCGCAGACACAGAGGAGCUGAGGAAGACUCGCUCCUCUUCAUCCCUAAGCAAGAGCGAGUUUAUGGUGAUAGAGGAGCAAGGGAUACACAGCGCGUUCAAACAGCAGCCUAACUUCCCCACCACGACCAACACCACGCAGCAAAACAACUCUCAGAACUGUGUCAACAUAAACAAAAAGAUUUUCACGGACGUGUAGCCCACAAAAGAGUCAUGGCCCUGAUCACAGGACGAGUUGGCGUGAAAACACGCAGUCAUUGAGCACGAGCGUGUAGAAGCAAUGUAAUAUCAGAUGAAGAGAGCAAGAAAGGAAAGAGAGCAAUCCAUGUGUUCAAAGACGCUGCUUUGUGCUCCAUUCAGAGAAUCAAGAUUUUUCAUUUCAGUGAUCUGAAUCCAUAAUUAUCUGUCGUUCCAUUCGCGCUUGGAGAGAGAGUUCUGUAUUACGCCUACUUUUCUUGUCUGAGCGAGGCAAUCGACCUGUUGUGCACUGUGCAAUAGCCAAAAUAUGACCACAACAGGUAGUAAUAGAAGCUUUAUAACUGACGAGUAGCCUACAUAUGUAAGAACACAUCAACGUUAUGAAUCGUGAUUCGUCUGUCAUAGCCUGUGUAUAAUAUUCAGAAUCAUUUAAAUAUCUGUGUGUGUUGAAAACACAUGUAAUGUCUGAAAACACAGUUCUGCAUAUUAUUCCAUUAGACAGUUCUGUGCUCUGCCUUUACUGUGCGUUAAAGUCUUACAAGAAACAACCCCAAAUAAUUCCUCUUAAUGAACUGUUCCCAUGCGCCUUUGCACGGCACCGUGUAAACACAGGAGCCGUGCAGGAGCGUCUCAUUAUCGGUGCGAUGCACACGUGAGAGACACGGCGCUCCUUCACGCGCACACAGCGAUGAUCAAAGAUGGCGCGCACCUUUCUUUGGAUUCCUCAAAUAAUAGCCCGCUGUGAUGCAGUCUCCAUGGUGAUGGACGUUUCCUCGGUAACCCCGGUCCCCGUUGCCAUGGCACCCUUGUUACCACAGUAACCCCCCCAGAUGGCUUGGAAAGUAUAUUGAAGUUUCUCAUCCCGAAAGUCAAUUUGUGAUAAGACUGUUGCGUGCGUAAAACACAAGCCCAGACAUGCGCAGCUCUAUCAGCCUGAAAAUCAAGCAUACCCACUGACUUCAGCAUUGACACACAUCAAAUUGAUGUAACAUCAAGUAGUUAAACUAUAACAAUGAACUACCCCUUAUAAAUGAAACAAGCCAUGCAUGAUUUGGGAGAAGUGGAAGGAGAGGAAUUAUGAAUGGACUUGGGAGCACGUUAUGUCUGGAUGUCUGGAGUGCACCACUGCGAGCGACCAGCAGAGGUCACUGUUCUCCCAUUGAUGGAACUGGUGAAGGUUUUUCCAUUUUUCUGCACAGACCUCCGGGAACAUCUGAUGACCGCAAUUAGACUGCCUAAAAUUUAGGAAUGCAAUGACUCUGGUCUUCCUGUUGGGCCUGACAGGCCAAAGAUAAAAGUUGAGACAGAACUCCCCCUGGAUCACUUCCCCCUACUCUGUCUUGUUUCUUCAACCAGGACUUAUAAAAAAAACAUUGCCUUGCUAAUCACUCCCUCCAGUGGAUCAAUACUAAAUCCAAAAUGCAAUCACAAGAAAAAAGAUAAAAACA
Messenger RNA from Labrus bergylta (ballan wrasse), 3284 nucleotides. Its product is annotated as potassium voltage-gated channel subfamily A member 3. The record is from RefSeq and is a predicted model, not a curated record. NCBI's taxonomy places the organism in Eukaryota, Metazoa, Chordata, Actinopteri, Labriformes, Labridae. Gene Ontology annotation, molecular function: delayed rectifier potassium channel activity; protein binding. Gene Ontology annotation, biological process: potassium ion transmembrane transport; protein homooligomerization. Gene Ontology annotation, cellular component: voltage-gated potassium channel complex; membrane.